UGAUCAGAAGAUUUAGACUCAAGGUGAAGAAGCCAUGGAGUUAGGACCGCUGCAGCCGCUCCGGUCGUUACUAGAGGAUGACGUCGCCAUGGGAUCCAAGACGCUGGAUGCGACGCUAUCUCAAGCUCUGAGUGGCGAGGAGCUCACGGCAGCCGUUCGCGCGGCGUCUAUCGUCCAAUUAGACCAAAUUUUAGAGCACGGAACACUUGCUACGCUUCCGUUGAGCUUUUUCUUGCUUGUCUCGUCCAAGGCGUCCAAGCUGGAGCAUGUGCGUCACCAAGAAGAGAUGGGUGAAGCACGCACGAAGCUACUGCAACAGGCAUCACAGCUACUACACCAGAUUCCCGUAUCUGUGGCCUCUAAAGAGCUUAAAAAGCUCAGUGUUCUCGUCGACCAGUACGCACGACUGGCUGUGGACAUGAAACAGAGCAUCAAGACCAUUUUCCCGCUCAAAUCCUUCUUGCGACGCUUCCACGAAGAGGGAAACGCCGUGUUGAUCCCUCUACAUGCUCAAUUUCUGUAUCUGUGUCUGCAUUCCAAGUGUUAUUUCGCUGCAAUGGAGAUCUUGGACCUAUCGCUCGUGGAGGUCCACUCGCAGUCGCAUCUCGUCACGUCCGUCGAUUUUUUGGGUUACGCGUACUACGGAGGACUAUUGUACCUCGGCGAGAAGCGGUACCAAGACGCAAUAGACUUCUUCCAACUGGCCAUCACAGCGCCCGCUAUCUCGCUCAGUGCCUUUGUUAUUGAGGCGUACAAGAAGCUGCUACUGGUGACUCUUAUUUUCAAGGGUGAAGGCGUUAUGCUGCCCAAAUACACGCCGUUUCUGGCCGUACGUCACGUGGAGAAUCACUGCGCUGCAUACGCUGAUCUGGCCAACGCAUUUGUGGUCGAAAGAGACUUGACAGCGGUGCAGGAGGUCGUCACGAAGAACGAAGAGCUGUUUAUCCAGGAAGGCAACUUGGGUCUGGUUAAGCAAGUCGUACAGGUAUUCAAGCAGCGGAAACUACUUCAACUGAAGCGUACGUACGCCACUAUCGAGCUCACGGAGAUCGCGACAGCAGCCGGGAUGGCCAGUAGCGAUGCUGUGGCUGCAGAGAAGAUGCUGCUGACGUUGGUCUCGAACGGCCAGAUGGACGCUGUCAUUGACAAGCAGAAAGCCAUGGUGCGCUUUGUGCUCGAGAAUCAAGACGGCGGCGCACACCACGAGCAAGUACAGAGCGAGGCGACCAAGAAACUGCAGCAAGAGAUGGAGAAGCUCGUGCUGGUCGCGUCACAACUGCGUUUCAUGGACGUGGAGCUCGUGACGAGUGCGAAGUUCCAGUCUCGCUUGCAGAAGGACAAGGAUCGACGUUCGAGGAUCAACAUGCACAACCAGCAAAGCGAGGAACGUCUGGAAGGAGCCAGCGGCAUGGACACGAUGGAGUAA
Molecule: messenger RNA, 1426 nt
Organism: Phytophthora infestans T30-4
Lineage: Eukaryota; Oomycota; Peronosporomycetes; Peronosporales; Peronosporaceae
Product: COP9 signalosome complex subunit 3, putative
Exons: 2
Coding region: 35-1426 (463 amino acids)
Biological process (GO): ubiquitin-dependent protein catabolic process
Cellular component (GO): COP9 signalosome
Source: RefSeq, a predicted model, not a curated record